Hordeum vulgare subsp. vulgare (domesticated barley) is the source of this 2097-nucleotide messenger RNA. Its product is annotated as iron-phytosiderophore transporter YSL15-like. Gene Ontology annotation, molecular function: iron-nicotianamine transmembrane transporter activity; oligopeptide transmembrane transporter activity. The record is from RefSeq and is a predicted model, not a curated record. Lineage: Eukaryota; Viridiplantae; Streptophyta; Magnoliopsida; Poales; Poaceae. Bases 2 to 2047 code for a protein of 681 amino acids. Gene Ontology annotation, cellular component: plasma membrane. The transcript has 7 exons. Gene Ontology annotation, biological process: seed development; response to iron ion.
CAUGGACGUCACAGCCGACCGCACACGGGUGGCGCCGGAGAUCGAGAAGGAGGUCGACGACAUCGCCAUGGAGGGUGACAUGGAGUCGGACCCCGCGCUGGCGCGCGAGCGGCAGCUGGAGCCGGUGCAGCCGUGGCAGGAGCAGCUGACGGUGCGGGGAAUGGUGGCGGCGCUGUUGAUCGGGUUCAUCUACACCGUCAUCGUGAUGAAGAUCGCCCUCACCACCGGGCUGGUGCCCACGCUCAACGUCUCCACCGCGCUGGUCGCCUUCCUCGCGCUCCGCGGCUGGACCCGCGGGCUCGCCCGCCUCGGCAUCUCGUCCCGCCCCUUCACCCGGCAGGAGAACACCAUCAUCCAGGCCUGCGCCGAUUCCUGCUACACCAUCGCAAGUGCCGGUGGAUUUGGGUCGACGUUGCUGGGCCUCAACAAGAAGACAUACGAGCUUGCCGGGGACUCGCCGGGCAACGUGCCGGGGAGCUACAAGGAGCCAGGCAUUGGGUGGAUGACGGGAUUCCUCCUGGCCAUCUGUUUUGGGGGCCUCCUCAGCCUCAUUCCCCUCAGAAAGGUUUUGGUGGUCGACUACAAACUAACUUACCCAAGCGGGACUGCAACCGCUGUUCUUAUAAACGGGUUUCAUACCCCAAAGGGAGACAAAAAUGCAAAGAAGCAAGUCCAUGGAUUUCUAAAAUACUUCGGGAUCAGCUUUAUGUGGAGCUUCUUUCAGUGGUUCUACACUGGAGGCCCUGUUUGCGGUUUUGUCCAGUUCCCUACUUUUGGUCUCAAGGCAUGGAAACAAACGUUCUUCUUCGACUUUAGCCUCACGUAUGUGGGCGCGGGGAUGAUUUGCUCACACCUAGUGAACCUCUCCACACUCUUGGGUGCAGUUCUUUCAUGGGGGAUAAUGUGGCCACUCAUUAGCAAACAGAAGGGCAUUUGGUACCCUGCAGAUGUACCAGCAAGCAGCAUGAAAAGCUUGUACGGUUACAAGGCCUUCUUCUGCGUGGCCCUGAUAAUUGGAGAUGGUCUUUAUCAGUUCUUGAAGGUCACAUAUGUCACUAGUAAGAGCCUACAUCAACGAUUAAACCACAAUGUUGUUACCAAGAAAGAUAAUCCAGUGACAGACAAGGGCGGUAUGACUUCGCUAGAGGAAAUCCAGCGCGACGAGAUCUUCAAGAGUGACAACAUACCCUCAUGGAUGGCAUACGCAGGAUACGCGGUGCUUAGCAUCAUCUCAUCAAUCAGCAUACCUCUGAUGUUCCGUCAGAUCAAGUGGUACUAUGUGAUAGUGGCCUAUCUCCUUGCACCCGUGCUCGGGUUCUCCAAUUCCUAUGGAGCAGGUCUCACUGACAUCAACAUGGCCUACAACUAUGGCAAGAUCGCCCUCUUCAUCUUUGCAGCCUGGGCUGGCAAGAAAAAUGGUGUAAUUGCCGGCCUGGUUGGUGGUACGCUCGUAAAGCAGCUGGUCCUCAUGUCCGCCGAAUUGAUGCAUGACUUAAAGACAAGUUAUCUCACGUCGACAUCACCAAGAUCUAUGCUCGUGGCACAGGCCGUUGGGACUGGCAUGGGUUGCAUAGUCUCACCCCUCACCUUCAUGCUUUUCUACAAGGCAUUUGAUGUUGGUAACCCAGAUGGCUAUUGGAGGGCACCGUAUGCACUCAUAUACCGUAGUAUGGCGAUUCUCGGUGUGGAAGGCUUCUCAGCUUUGCCGAAACACUGCCUCUCUAUCUCUGCUGGAAUUUUUGCAUUUGCGAUGCUUCUAAGUAUUGCUAGGGAUAUCCUACCAUGGAAGUACGGGAAGUAUGUGCCCCUGCCGAUGGCCAUGGCAGUGCCUUUCCUUGUAGGUGGGAGCUUUGCCAUUGACAUGUGCAUCGGGAGUUUGGUGGUAUUUGUGUGGGAGAAAAUGAACAAGAAGGAUGCCGCCAUCCAAGUUCCUGCUGUUGCAUCCGGCUUGAUAUGUGGGGAUGGCAUAUGGGUAUUCCCUUCCUCACUGCUUGCUCUUGCCAGGAUUAACCCUCCGAUCUGCAUGAAGUUUACUCCCGCCAGCUAGGGAGUUUACUAAGUCACACCUUCUUCAACUAUCUUUGGAUUUUACGUGUU